UCACACCCGAUCAGGACCUUCGAGAUGUGGUGAGGAAUAGGCAUGCAAAAAGAACCAUGUUAACAGAAUUCUUCUAUAUGAAUUCAGUGGACAAACUGGCUCAGCAUCUUAAGUGCACGUACAAAGAAUUCCCAGAACACUUCGUUUGGUACCCUGGCAAGAAGAAAUGGGAACCCAGAAAACAAAAGCAUUCUAUUGGUAGAAUUGUCGCAGCAAGCAUAGGAGAAGGAGAACGUUACUUUCUUAGAUUACUCCUAACACAUGUUAGAGCUCCAACAUCAUUCGAUGACCUCAAGACAAUCAAUGGAAAAUAUAUCAGUACAUUCCGUGAUGCAGCUAUCCUUAGAGGCUAUUUUGAAUCAGAUACGUCGCAGGAGCAAUGUCUUGAAGAAGCUAGCUCGUACCAGAUGCCAUACAUACUGAGAAGGCUAUUUGCAACUCUCCUGGCGGAACAGGCAAAACAUUUCUCUAUCGAGCACUCUUAGCUGAAGUGAGAUCAAAAGGAUUCAUAGCACUUGCUACAA
Molecule: messenger RNA, 524 nt
Organism: Coffea arabica (coffee)
Lineage: Eukaryota; Viridiplantae; Streptophyta; Magnoliopsida; Gentianales; Rubiaceae
Source: RefSeq, a predicted model, not a curated record